Molecule: messenger RNA, 1365 nt
Organism: Phycomyces blakesleeanus NRRL 1555(-)
Lineage: Eukaryota; Fungi; Mucoromycota; Mucoromycetes; Mucorales; Phycomycetaceae
Exons: 3
Coding region: 1-1365 (454 amino acids)
Source: RefSeq, a predicted model, not a curated record
AUGUCUUUGCCUCGCAAAAGAACGGAAGCAUCCAUCAAGGACAUGCAAGAGAAGGUAGCAUGUUUAUGCAAUGAACUAGCUGAGUCCAGUGACACUGCACCCAAAGACGUCAAGGAUGUUCUGAACAAGGCAAUCAACACUACCAAGGAAGACCUGGCCAUUAUGCAGAACACUGACCAUGAGUGGGACUCCAAGGAGAAGGUCUAUGCCACUGCCAAGGAAUGUCUGGAUUACUUUGAAGUGAUUAUCCAGUCACAUAGUCAGAAUAUAGACAACAACUGGCACUGUCUCCUGCCUCACGUCCUCUCCCUGGAGCAAAGAGCAUGGUUUCAUGACAACCAUUGUGACUCCGUCAACUUGCCCUGGUCCCUGGUCAGAAAUGAUCUCAUAGGGAUCAACAGUGCAAAUAAUGUCGAGUGCCAAGUCUAUCACCUGCAAGAGCUAAUGACCCUUCAGAUGAAGGAAACCAAAUCUGUGUCACAAUACACAGACAGGUUUCAACGUGCCCGUCGCAGUACACAGAUAGAUGACUGUUUGAUAAUAGCUAUACAUUACACUAACACUUUGCUUUCUCGUCUCUCUAGACAUGUCUACUUGACUCAGAUAAAUCUAUUUACCAAGAAAAGAGACAUGAUCAUAUAUGCUGCACAGAUUGCUUGCUCAAUCUAUAGCAUAGUCAUCAAACGCAAGGAUUUCCAUACAAUCCUUCCCCGUAGACACAACAGUUUACACACAAGAAGCCACCACGCUUCUUCUAGCAUAUCUUCUCGCAGAUAUAGGCAGGAGUCAGACUCUCAUCGUGUCAUUCAACAAAGUCAUUGCCCAGUGCACAUGUCUGAAUUGACAGGUCGAUUUCAUGGUACAUGUAAUCAUGAUACUGCUAACUGCUGUGCUGCCAAAGACAUCAUUGCAGAGCACCAAGCCACAGCAAAGGUAGAGCAGAAGACUGCCAACUCUGCUUGCCAUGCCAAUCCCUGCUGCCACUGUGGACAGAACUGGUUCUAUGGGCACCAUUGUCACAGCAAGUUCUCUGAUAGCAGCACCACCAACAAGGAUAAAGCACCCUAUAUGGUGUGGUUAUGGGCCUUGGUAGACACAAGAGCAACGAUCAGCUCCGUCAACACCAACACUUGUACCAAAUUCGGUUGGAAGGUUUUGCCACAUGUGAGUCAAAUUGUUCUGGUCACAAACAAUGCAACUGCCCAUAGAAUAGAAGUUACUUUAUCAAUAAAUGUUUUUUACAACUCCAAAUCUCUUGUUCAUUCUUUUGAAGUACUUAAUCUUUCAGAAUAUGUUGAUAUUAGUACUGGAACAGACUUAAUGUCUCAAUUGGGAAUAUAUCUACUGAGUUUAGCUGAUUCAUAG